CAACUGGUGAAUAUUAGUAGGAAUCAGUAGGAAUAUCCUAUAAAACAGGGGUGGCUUCUAUGUUAAACAGCAAAAGAAGUGCAAAUAAAGGCAUGGGUUGGAUCAAACCCAUGUAAACUCCUCCUCUCCUGGGAAGUGUAGCUGAGUAACCGAGUCCCCAUGAGAGCUGCGCACAUGACAAUAGAAACCACUGCUUCACACCCAGCACAGUUUCUCUGACAGCGAGCGCUAACGGUCCUGCUCAGGCUGUGUUGAAAGUGACAUACCAAUGGGUGCGUUUGUGAAUGUUUAAUCUCAUCCCCACAUGCACGAGUGGACACGGCUUCAACUAAAAGGAGAUCUAUAAGUUGCUCUUCUAAUGCUGGACUAUUAUGGUCCAGCUUGAGAGUGCCAAGUGCAGUUUCCUUUUCUGCCUUGGAAUCUGUAUCCUUAUCUGUUCCACCAUCUACCUAAAGGCCAAUAUAUCUAACGCACCCCAAGCUUCUGCCUCUCCAAACGACUUUAUCUGCCAAGCCCCGGAGGAAGACUGUCCGAUUCUUCCGUCGCCAACGCCGGGCUUCCGAUGGGAGCGAAAAGACUGUACGAGACUGACGAGCUACGUCGCCGACCCCAAAGCGAACUGCAACCAGUUGCAAUCGAAACUUCACUUUAUCAUGGUGCCAUUAAGCAAAGAAGAAGAAGACUUUCCUUUAGCCUUCAUCAUUACUAUACACAAAGAGCUUGAAACAUUUCUUCGACUUCUGAGAGCCAUCUACGCGCCGCAGAACGUCUACUGCAUUCAUGUGGACGCUAAAGCGUCGGAGGACUACAAGGCGAGCGUUCGGAACCUAGCCAGGUGCUUUCCGAAUGUCUUUCUGGCUAGUGUCAGCGAAAGGGUGACCUACGCUGGUUUCUCCCGUCUGAAGGCGGACAUCAACUGUAUGGAAGACCUUGUGAGGUCUCCCACGAACUGGAAAAGAGUUAUCAAUUUGUGCGGCCAGGACUUUCCCAUCCAGACCAACUUGGAGUUGGUUCGUUACAUGCAGGAAUCUAGAUGGAAAGAUAAGAACAUGACACCGGGAGUCAAGCAGCCAUCUUACAUCCAGUACAGGACUCAGUUUCAAUACAAGGAGGUCAAGGACUCCCAUGUGGCACCAGUAGGCAAAGGCCACAAGAAGGGACCACCUCCACAUAACCUGACCAUCUACUUCGGGACUGCCUAUUACUCCUUGACAAGGCAGUUUGUACAGUAUGCACUCAACAGCCCGGUAGCCAAAGACUUGUUGAGUUGGUCUAGAGAUACCUUCAGUCCAGAUGAGCAUUACUGGGUGACGCUGAAUCAUGUGCCGGAAGCCCCUGGGAGUUAUCCUGAGAGUGGAUGGGAAGGCAACGUUCGUGCUAUCAAAUGGAAAGAACAGGAGGGAAUAUCACACCAGGGUUGUCAAGGACGAUAUGUCAGGGAUAUCUGCAUAUACGGGACUAGAGACUUGCCGUGGGUUGUGGAAAAAUACAGCAUGUUUGCUAAUAAAUUUGAGACUGCGGGCUUCCCUAAAGCUUUGGACUGUCUGGAACUGUGGCACAGACACAAACUUCUACAGCAAAGUAUGGUUCCUAUACAACCAUCAUGGCAUCUUAUCACAGAAGUCCUGGAAGGCACUCCAAAUUCAACAGCAGGGGGGUGAACGUAAAGACAAACAUCACGGCACUUUAUCGUUUCCUUAAAUCGAGUCUCUCUUGGCACGGCAGGAAAAGGACAAAAACCUCUGAGGUUCACUUGCUGCUGAUGCUACGUUGCAGCUGUAAAGACUUGAUCGUAACUGUUGUAUUGUUAAUAGAAAUGUUAGCCAACUUUAUGUUACAAUGAAGAUAUAAUGCAUUGUCCAAGCAUCCAUAAAGCUGACAUAUAAAUGGUCUCUGACACAUAGAUCUAACAAAUACUGCUACAGAGUUCAUCAUGUUGAAUAUUAACGUACAUUGGAGUUGACAAAUUAUAUUUAAGUAAUAUAUGUGAAAUAUGCAAUUGAAUCCUAUGGUUUUACAUACUGUUGUUUUACUUUAAACAUUAUUAUUCUUACGAUUAUUAUUAACCAUUUCUAUUGAAUUUGGGUAUUACAUUGCAAGUUCAGUCCGGCCCUACUUAGUUAGCGUUGCUAAUACAGUUUCCAUUACAGAUUUGCGCAUAGCGCAUGCAUUAUUUUCUAAAUGUCUAUAAAUUUUGACGUCGUUUUCACUAACCAAUGGUAUGAGUCUAAAACAUAGUUUUUCCUCUAGCAAUAAGUCAUUCCAAACAUCACGUUGACAGCUGUUUGUAUGUUUACUAAUAUCACAUCCACCCCAUCCACCCCACCAAACAUUAAUGCCAAGCAGACACAUAUUGAGGUGUUUCUGGGAGGGUUUAGUACAUACCUCGUCAUCUUCACAUAAUAAUUAUGUCACUUACAUAUUUAAGUUAAACUGAAAAUGCGAAUAUACUGUUUCCAUUGUAGUUUAGGGCAAAUAUACCUUUUUUUGAAUAGCCUGAAAAACCACCUCAUGCGAGCAUAAAAACUUUUUUUGCGAUAUAUGGGACUUUAUACAAAAUUGACGUGUUUCCAUUGGCUGUAUUUUCUAGGGCUGCAAAACGAUCGCAACUAAUAGUACUUAUAAACUAAUAAACUUUUGAAUAUAUGUGGGUGUACUGUGUAUAAUAAUUGUGUAUGUAUAAAUACAAACACGUGCAUGUAAAAUUUUAAGAAAAAACAUUUGAUUAAACAUUAAGUAUUUAAAAUUAAAUAUAAUAUUUAUUGUAUAUAAAUAUAAAAAUCUAUAAACACGUAAAUAUUUCUUAAAUACAUGGUUGCAUCCGUGUGUAUUUAUAUAUACAUAUUUAUUAUACACAGUACACACACAUAUAUUUGAUGUAAACAAAAAGUUUUAUUUUUUAGUCGCGAUUAAUCGUUUUGAAGCCCUAGUAUUUUCAAUUCUCAAUGUCAAUUUGCGCAAUUUGAAGGGUAAUGGAAAUAAAGCUACUGUCAGUCUUUCUCGCUAACCCCUCUAGCACUUUAAACUAGGGCUGUAAUGAUUAAUCGUGCAAAUGCACGUUUUCUCAAUGAAUGAAUUUGAAUGAAUUACGGUGAAAUCCCGACACAUCCAAAAGCCUGGGGGUGCUCUCGUGCAGAAACUCCCUUUGUGCCACAGAAGUAGCAUUACUAUCCCAGGAAAUGUCUACAGGAAUAUUUAUAUCGCCGUUCUUCAGAUUGUUUCAGGUAUUUUCAUGAUAACAAAGAAUAUUUUAAAUGAUUUUGUUUAACAAGUGUUGCUUUUUUAAAUGCACGUUAUAAACGACUCUGACUUUUAGACUGAUAAGGACUUCCUACUGACCAAAUGCCGUAGCACAAGCUGUGCAUGAAACACUGAAUCGAUUUCAGACAGGCAUUUUUAAUGGGACACACGAUUAAUCGUUACAGCCCUACUUUAAACUUAAAGACUGUUAGAUUGAAUGAAUUUUACUGCAGAUUUAUUUAAUUAUGUUUUGAAUUUAUGAAUAACGUUAAGAAACAUAUAUGUAUUUUUUACAAUAUAUUUGUUUCAUUAAAUUAAUUAAUAAAUAAAAACUUUCAUGGUGCACACA
Molecule: messenger RNA, 3589 nt
Organism: Paramisgurnus dabryanus
Lineage: Eukaryota; Metazoa; Chordata; Actinopteri; Cypriniformes; Cobitidae
Gene: gcnt7
Product: glucosaminyl (N-acetyl) transferase family member 7
Cellular component (GO): membrane
Molecular function (GO): acetylglucosaminyltransferase activity
Source: RefSeq, a predicted model, not a curated record